CAGGCAGGCAGGCGCUACUGUAGAGCGUGACGCCGGUGUGCUCUCGGAUUUAGAAACACAGCGCGCGCAGCACGGAAGUAUCGCGUUACCCCUGGAGCCGCCUUCCUUUUAGCGUGUAAAAUACAUUGUUAAAAAAAAAACAAUAAUUAUUUAAAAACAGCCCGCGAGCUCGUUUUUAUUUGUUGUUAUUAUUAUUUUGUUUUAUAGAAGCACCGCGAGGAAUCCCGGCGCGUGCGUCAUUUUGUAUGCAGCACGGAUUUGCGUUUCUGUAACGUGGAGUACAAGUGACCAUCCGCGAGCCGCACCGACCCGACCCGACCCGACCCGACACAGAACCUCCCGGUACAUUUCUACACUUCAAAAGCCACGUCAAACGAACGAGAAUGCCGCUCGCGCAGCUUGCAGAGCCAUGGCCCAAGAUGGAGCUGGUGCAGCUGGAGACGGAGAAUGGACAAAGCACAGCUGAAGAUGGAGUCGCUCCAGGGGACAAGGAAGAUGACGUCAUCAAAGAGAUCAACAUCACGCAUGUGGUCAAAGAGGGAGCGGAGAAGGCAGACCCCUCGCAGUUCGAGCUUCUCAAGGUGCUGGGACAGGGCUCCUUCGGAAAGGUGUUUUUGGUGCGGAAGGUGACACCACCUGACAACAAUCAGCUCUACGCUAUGAAGGUUCUCAAGAAGGCCACACUUAAGGUGCGUGAUCGCGUUCGGACUAAAAUGGAGCGAAAUAUCCUGGCAGAUGUCAACCACCCGUUUGUAGUCAAACUCCACUACGCCUUUCAGACGGAAGGGAAGCUGUAUUUGAUUCUGGAUUUUCUACGAGGAGGUGAUCUCUUCACCAGACUGUCAAAAGAGGUUAUGUUUACGGAAGAGGACGUGAAGUUCUAUCUAGCGGAACUGGCUCUGGGUCUGGAUCACCUGCACGGUCUUGGCAUCAUCUACAGAGACCUAAAGCCUGAAAACAUCCUGUUAGAUGAAGAGGGGCACAUCAAACUCACAGAUUUCGGCUUGUGUAAGGAGUCCAUAGACCACGAGAAGAAGGCUUACUCGUUCUGUGGGACGGUGGAGUACAUGGCCCCCGAGGUGGUGAACAGGCAGGGCCACAUCCACAGCGCCGACUGGUGGUCAUUCGGGGUACUAAUGUUUGAGAUGCUCACAGGAUCUCUACCUUUCCAAGGGAAGGACCGUAAGGAAACGAUGAACCUCAUCCUAAAGGCGCGGUUAGGAAUGCCCCAGUUUCUAAGUGCUGAAGCUCAGAGCCUGCUAAGAGCACUUUUCAAGAGAAACCCCACCAACAGAUUAGGCUCAGGUCCAGACGGUGCUGAGGAAAUCAAACGACACUGCUUCUUCUCAACUAUUGACUGGAACAAACUCUUUCGUCGGGAGAUCAAGCCACCGUUUAAACCAGCCGUGGCUCGACCCGACGACACCUUCUACUUCGACUCCGAGUUCACCUCACGCACCCCUAAAGACUCCCCAGGUAUUCCCCCGAGUGCCGGAGCUCAUCAGCUCUUCCGCGGCUUCAGUUUCAUAGCCACGGCGCUGCUGGAGGAGGAGGGCACGGAGGAGACGCCGCAGCCCCCUCCUCACCCUGUGGUCCAGCAGCUGCAUGGUAAGAACACCGUGUUCAACGAUGGAUACGUGCUGAAAGAGGACAUCGGCAUGGGCUCUUUCUCUGUGUGCAAGCGUUGCGUCCAUAAAGCCACCAACACGGAAUACGCAGUCAAGGUAAUCGAUAAAACAAACACCGAUCCUUCUGAAGAGAUCGAGAUCCUGUUGCGGUACGGCCAACACCCCAACAUCAUCACGCUCAAAGAUGUGUAUGAUAACGGGAAGUUGGUUUUCCUGGUGACGGAGCUGAUGCGAGGCGGGGAGCUGCUCGAUCGAAUCCUCAAACAGAAGGCGUUCUCUGAGAGAGAGGCCAGCGCCGUGCUGCACACCAUCACCAAGACUGUGGAGUAUCUGCACUCUCAGGGGGUAGUACACAGAGACCUGAAGCCGAGUAACAUCCUGUAUGUUGAUGAAUCUGGAAAUCCAGAGUCUCUGCGUAUCUGUGACUUCGGUUUCGCUAAACAGCUCCGUGCGGACAACGGUCUCCUGAUGACUCCCUGCUACACCGCCAACUUUGUCGCCCCUGAGGUGCUAAAGAGGCAGGGUUAUGAUGAAGCGUGUGACAUUUGGAGUCUGGGAGUGUUGCUGUACACCAUGUUAGCAGGUUUCACGCCUUUCGCUAACGGUCCAGAGGACUCGCCAGAGGAGAUCUUGGGCAGGAUAGGGAGCGGACAUUUCACCCUGACCGGGGGCAACUGGGACGCGGUGUCUGAUGCAGCCAAGGAUCUGGUAUCUAAGAUGCUCCAUGUGGACCCUCAUCAGAGACUAACAGCCCGGCAGGUGCUUAAACACCAGUGGAUUGUACAGAGAGAUCAGCUCCCUAACAGCCAGCUGCAGCACCAGGACGCCAAACUGGUGAAGGGGGCGAUGGCCGCCACCUACUCGGCCCUGAAGAGUUCCCAGCCCACCCCUGAACUCAAACCCAUCGAGUCCUCAUUUCUCGCCCAGAGACGUGUCAAAAAGCUGCCCUCCACCUCUCUGUAGAUCCACGGAGAGCACCCCGAGAGAGAGAGAGAGAGAGAGCAAGAAAAAGAGAAGAAGAGAGAGAGAGAGAGAAGGAGAGCACCACUGACGAGAACAAAAGCAGUACUGUAAGGAAAGCCACGCUGAAGCUCUGUGGACUGAAAACGCUCUCUUCACCUCGCACGUGCCAUCAGCAGGCUCACGGAGCUUAGACAAGCUGUCAAUCAAACUCGACAGUGGCUGUGAUUGGCAGCUGGAGAACGGAGUGCUGGGAUUUCAGUAUUCUGUCCGUGUGUGUGUGUUUGUGUGUGUGAGUGUAUACGUGUACGAGAGUGCCAGAUAGAGCUCCUGUUAGGAUACACUCGAUAUCGCUGGCCUGUUUGCAGUCCUGCUGUUUUGUUCCUUUAAUUUUCUUUUUCGUUCGUCUUUUGAUGUGGGUUUGUUUUUGCUUUUCAUUUUUUUGUUCUCUCUCUCGUUCGCUCGCUUCGUUUAAUGUAAGCGGAUAAAUCUGUUCGAGUCUGGACGACAAAAAGACUAAACACAGACUGGGAGUGUUUGCAAGUUUUGUUUUGUUUUUCUUCUUCUUCUAUUUUGUUUGGGACGGCUCCUCCAUUGCUACAGAUAUAAAAGCAUGUACAUUAAGACUCUGACCAAGUGCAUUGUGGGUACAGGUGGGUAGUUUUUGCAUGGCUGCUGAUGUGUAAAUUGCCGUGUCGUUGCUUCGCCAUGCUGCACAUUGCUUCGUGACGCACUUUUGCACAGGGUUCGGGUGUGUUUUGUUAAAACAAAAACAAAAAAAAAAACAUUUUUUAAUCAUAUGAAAAAAUGAUGAUGAUGAUGAAUGAAAUCUCCCAAAGCCUGAAGCUCUGUAGUGGCAUGCUUAAAGUCUUGUAUUUUUCAAAAGUGUGAUUUUUCUGGAUAUUGACUACUGUCCCUUUGUGUUUUUUCGUUGUUGGUUGCUUCUGGUUCUGUUGUUUUGUUCGUACUGUCAAAGAAAAGUAAAAUAAAAUCAUUUUAUAAAAGCAUGCUGGGUGCAAAUCAGGAAACAAAAGGGAAGAGACAGAAAGACAGAGAAGUGACUGCAGGACUUUGUUGGUGUGGUGGAGGGUUUUUUGUUUGAUCGUUUUUUUGUUGUUGUUGUUCUUUUUUUUUUUUUAUAAAUAAUCUCCUCUUCUUGUGUUCAGAUGCCAGUCAUGAAAGUGUAAAGAUUGAUUCUUUGCUGUCACACACACUUAGGAAAUAGACAAACUCUUCCCAGACCGGAGUGCAAACUUGUGUAUCUGAGUCCUUGACGAUCUCAAAGGAGCUGGGAAGCUGCCGCGACAUUGCUAAGCGUCUCCCAGAUUUCCAUCUACUGUAAAUGCAAACACCUAAAGGCAUAAACACACACACACACACACACCCCACUGUAGGAGGGACAUGCGUGCUGUCCGGUCCUAUAUUUUUUAAAUCCUCAACUGCCUACAAAACAAUCUGAACCCCGAAAAAACGAUUCAGCUUUACUUUCCAUUUUGGCCAAGCCAUGCAGGAGAGGAAGAAGUUUUUUCUCAGUUGAAGGUUUUUACUUCAUGCAUUUUUGAUGCACCUUUUUCCAAAUAAUAAAAAAAUCUAUUUGAUCAGCUGAUUUGCAGUGUCCAAUAAGGCUGAAUCAUUUUAAAGUGAUUCAGUAUGAAAUUAUUUGUAUGAAAUCAUUAAGACAAAAAAAUGCAUAAUGAAUCACUAUUAAGUUAAAGGUUCAGUUAAAGUAAUGAAUCACUCCUAAUGAUUCCCUUAAAAACCUUUUACCCUAUUUGUUUUUAAUAUUGAAUCACUUUUUACUACAUGACUCCACUGAAUCACUGAAUCUCCAGCAAAUGACUCGAUUAGAUACAGGUAUUGAAUUGUUGUUUGUGUGACAGCUGCUGGUGUUUCAUGGCCGAGAAACUACACGAAGGUCCUUUGUACUGUAUAUGUUGUUAAAGUAUACGAUCUAUAUAUUUUGUUUCUUGUGUUCAGAAGAAAACUGGCUGGAAGUUUGGUCUAAGACUUCUUUCCUACUUUAAAUGUCAGAGAUUUGACCUAAUGUGUCACUUGCUUUCAUGUCUUCUGUUUAAAAGAAAAAAAACAAAAAGAGUAAAAAUCUAAAAAUGUCUCUUUAUAGUAAGAAGGAUGGGGUGAUUUCUUUGAUGUGGGCUGUAACACUGAAACAGGUUGUGACACUGAUCCCGCGGGGUGUGCGGUGCUUUUCUGUGUGCGUUUCUAUGCGUGUACACGUGUUCCUGGGAUGACCGUCUUCUAGAGUGUAUGUUCUUGUUCACUGGAGAACCAGAGUCAGGUCUGGGUCCAGACUCCGAGUCCUGAUGUCUUUCUAUUAAAGUCAGUUUUUCUGCCCUC
This is a messenger RNA of Clarias gariepinus (North African catfish), 4943 nucleotides long. It is a transcript of the gene rps6ka1, whose product is annotated as ribosomal protein S6 kinase a, polypeptide 1. The transcript is spliced from 22 exons. Gene Ontology annotation, molecular function: ribosomal protein S6 kinase activity; ATP binding; magnesium ion binding. Gene Ontology annotation, biological process: intracellular signal transduction; protein phosphorylation; positive regulation of DNA-templated transcription. Lineage: Eukaryota; Metazoa; Chordata; Actinopteri; Siluriformes; Clariidae. The record is from RefSeq and is a predicted model, not a curated record. The coding region runs from base 384 to 2591 and encodes 735 amino acids.